UGAAGACAUUGGUUGGUGUUGAUGAUCUUAAGGCGCGCCCGUUCGCUUUAUAGACUGAGUAGCAUUUGAUAGCGAAGAAUCUAACAACGAUGAGUGUCAUCAUCUGGGAAAGCUGUGGCUCAAACAUCGGGCUUGAGCGAGGCUUGCUGGGCUUGGAACAGGCGUGAGGGAGCCAAGGUUCGGCAUCAGUCUGACUUGCCGGUGGAUGCGGGGGCAUAAAAGAAGAUUAGGGAAAAUCGAGGGGUAGCUUUUGAAGAAGCUUUUCGAGAAGCCUCAUUGUACCAAGAAUGGGCAAUACUAUGCUUCGGUCUGGCUGCUAUUCAUCCGACAAAGGCAGGUUCAUGCCGGUGGUAUCGGCGACAAAUCUCAGCUGCGACUACUCUAUCGUACCAGAAGGGUGUCGUCCCAGGAAGGCAUGAGAAAGAUUCGGUCCACUACCGAGGACAAUCGAGGGGUGGCAUGCACGUACGGCCAUAGUCAGCUGAAAACUGGGCAUCCCGUCCGCUCUGCCAUACAUAAGCAGUUGAACGGCAGAUUAGUACUACGGUGGGUGACCACGUGGGAAUCCCUGCUGCUGUACGUUUUGCGUCUCUUUUGGUCUAGUGAUAAGCCAGUACCCGAUGGCAUGAUGCCAAGCAAGCAGAGGCGAGUACACCAGACGGUCGUGCGAGAAAUGUCUGGACCAAAACCUUGGACAAUCUGUACGUUGGUUCAGAAAUCAUGACUCCAUUCUAUGCACCUGUUUUACCCUGUCUAUAAUGUGUGCUCCAUCUUUU
Messenger RNA from Aureobasidium subglaciale EXF-2481, 776 nucleotides. RefSeq lists its product as uncharacterized. The coding region runs from base 416 to 724 and encodes 102 amino acids. Lineage: Eukaryota; Fungi; Ascomycota; Dothideomycetes; Dothideales; Saccotheciaceae. The transcript has 2 exons. The record is from RefSeq and is a predicted model, not a curated record.